Messenger RNA from Daldinia vernicosa, 1498 nucleotides. RefSeq lists its product as uncharacterized. The record is from RefSeq and is a predicted model, not a curated record. Gene Ontology annotation, molecular function: DNA binding. Lineage: Eukaryota; Fungi; Ascomycota; Sordariomycetes; Xylariales; Hypoxylaceae. Gene Ontology annotation, biological process: DNA replication. The transcript has 2 exons. The coding region runs from base 157 to 1335 and encodes 392 amino acids. Gene Ontology annotation, cellular component: nuclear origin of replication recognition complex.
GUCUAAGCUUCCUUCGUCAUUUUGGAUUCUUCAACUUUCAACAACUUCUGAAUUCGUCCUGCUUUUUAUCCCACUGCAUUUGAGCCUAGAUAUCUACGCUGUUACAUCUUGCUUUUCCACUUGUCCUAUUCCUAGUACCCUAAACCUAAUUCCGAUAUGAGCCGCACUUUGGAACCAACCCUCCUUUCUCUACUACCUACCUACUCCAAAGACUUACCUCAACCUCUCCUCGAGCUCGCGUCUUCCUUGCUUACGCAGUCCCGCCACAGUGCUGGUGCGCUCAAAGCCGAAGAAGAAGUAGCUCGGACCUAUGCAUGUGCUCAUAUUGCUUGCGAACGUCUGAAGAUAACCCUCGAUCUUCCACCGAUCCAACCCAGACCUCCCGUCCCACCUCGAAUAUAUAAGAGACUAUAUACCCAUCUUGACAAUGUUUUGCCUGCAAAUACUGUGGGAAAGUCAGGAAAAGUGCGGACCCCAAGCUCAAAGCUGCGCGAGUCGGGGAAAUUAGGCGGCGCUCAACGAAUUCCCUCCCGAGGCACGCCUACAAAGGAAGAAUCGUUAGCUAAAUUUCGGUCUCCCGCUGCAGUCAAGGUUAAUAACACUCCGUCGAAGUCUUCAAGUAAGCCGCCACCGCUCCCGGCCAAGAGAAAAGCAGGUGGUAGUAUAAGCGCACUGCCAGCUUGGGUUAGACCCACCAUUCAGUUUAUGUGUAAAGAGCUGGAUGAAGAACGUAUCGGACGAGUCGUCCUCGCCGGUAUACAGACGAUCGCUACCCCACAUGGGAAGCGAACGAAAGACGAAUGGGUUAAUGAGCACCUGACACCAUUGCUGGCGGCCGUGUAUUUUCUCGUUUCGUCGCAAAUAUAUGUGUUAGAGCAAGGAAAGGAUUUGGACGAUCCACAAUACGCACGAAUGCGAAAGUCGAUUCUCAAUGUUAUGGGACGAGCACAGGAGAACGUUCACGUGACAGGGAUGGAUGAGGAUGAGCUCUGGAUCGGCUGGACAGACAUCAAGUCGAGAGAUGUAGACGGUGCCGUUGCCAAAGUGGUCGAGAAUAACUGGCAGGAAGAAGAGUGGUUCGCUGGUAUCAAGCACAUGGUUAAAACAAAGAAUAUCAGUGUUGAUGACGAAGAUGCGGAAAUGGAGAAUGGCAACGAAGAACAAUUUAGCGAAAGGCUUCAUAUCCAGAGGGGUGAUACUAUGCUUCAGAGCAAGUGGGAUAUGACCGAUAAGAAGCGAGAGGAAUACCGCUCGUGGAAAGAAGAAAUGAUGCGCCGAAUCGAAGAGUUCGAACAUUCUCAAACAUCCGAGAUAGAUAUCCAUGCUUCCGCAUAAUAGUGACGUAAAGAGGAAUGCCAGAAAUCGCGAGUAGAGUCAAGGGUCAGUUGUCGAUACCACCUCCUUCGUCUACCUCAACACGAUGACGAUGCUUGGGCCCUCAAGCUUUCUGCUUUUCGCUCGAUUGCCGAAGGAGUUACGACUACUUGUGUGGGAGCAG